Salvia miltiorrhiza (redroot sage) is the source of this 3299-nucleotide messenger RNA. RefSeq names its product receptor-like protein 52. Gene Ontology annotation, molecular function: protein binding. The record is from RefSeq and is a predicted model, not a curated record. The coding region runs from base 103 to 3036 and encodes 977 amino acids. NCBI's taxonomy places the organism in Eukaryota, Viridiplantae, Streptophyta, Magnoliopsida, Lamiales, Lamiaceae. The transcript is spliced from 9 exons.
CCCCAACCAACACACAUGCAGACAUAAAAAUAUAUAGAUAUAUAGUGGUAGCUCAAAUCUUGAAUUGCUCAUCACACAUUACUAUUUUUGAAAUCAAACCUAAUGGAUAGAUCUUCCCACUUCUACCUCCUUAUAACAUCACUCUUACUACUUCAUUGUUUUAUAGAUUAUAGCUCAGCCAUCUCAGAUAUCAACACCGAUCGUUCUUCACUUCUCGCCUUAAAAUCCCAAAUCACUUUAGAUCCUCAAAAUGUAUUGACCCAAAAUUGGAGCACUGAAGCCAGUGUUUGCAGUUGGAUCGGAGUUACUUGUGAUUCACGUUACAAUAGGGUUACACAGUUGAACAUAUCGUACAUGGGUCUUGUCGGAACCCUCCCGCCAGAAAUCGGGAAUCUUUCUUCUCUGGUUUCUUUAGAUGUGAACUACAACUCUUUUCAUGGCCCAAUUCCCCCAUCUCUCUUCAACUUGUCAUCUAUAGAAAUCUUGAAUUUGAGGAACAAUAGCUUGUCUGGUAGGCUGCCUGAUCUUGAUAUGUGCAAACACAAUAAUCUUGAUAGACUCAAGAUUCUUCGAUUCUCUUACAACGAGUUGUAUGGGGAAAUACCAUCGAGUUUGGGGCAGUGUUCACAGCUUGAGUUUCUGUCUUUGUACAACAACAAUUUCAGUGGAUUUGUGCCGAGAGAGAUUGGGAACUUGAUGAAGCUUCAAGUGUUGAACCUUGGUGCCAACAAUUUAAGUGGUAAUAUUCCAAAAGAGAUCGGCGGCCUUACUAAUUUACAAGUUUUGGACAUGAGUUCCAACAGCUUCAAUGGACACCUGCCGAGAGAAAUUGGAAACUUGACAAUGCUUCAAUUGUUGGACCUUGGUACCAACAAGUUAAGUGGUAAUAUUCCCAAAGAGAUCGCUGCUCUUAAUAAUUUACAAGCUUUGGGCAUGAGCUCCAACAACUUCAUUGGACCCGUGCCAAGAGAAAUUGGAAACUUGACAAUGCUUCAAUUGUUGGAUCUUAGUACCAACAAGUUUAGUGGCGAAAUUCCAGAAGAGAUUGGUGGUCUGACUAAUUUAGAAGGCUUGAGCAUGAGUUAUAACAAGUUAAAAGGCCCUCUACCAUCAACUAUUUUCACCAUGACAUCCUUGCAAUAUAUGGACUUUGCCUUCAAUGAACUGAGUGGACCAUUAUCAAGACAUAUUGGAAACAUGACAUCCCUUCUCAGACUAGGCCUUGAAUUUAACAAUUUCAGUGGUAAUAUUCCGAAGGAGAUUGGUCGUCUCAGUAAUUUCGAGCGAUUGAGCAUGUCUGUCAAUAAGUUUAGUGGAUCAUUGCCAAGAGAAAUUGGGAACCUAACAACCAUGUUUGGGUUGUUCCUUCACACCAAUGUUUUAACCGGUCAUAUUCCGAAAGAGAUUGGUCGUCUUAUUAACUUAGAGGAGUUGCAAUUGGAAGGAAACAAUUUCAUUGGAUCAUUACCAGAAGAAAUUGGAAACAUGACACUCCUUCGCUACUUGUGGCUCAACAAUGGUACUUUAAGUGGUAAUAUUCCAGAAGAAAUUUGUCUUCUUAAAAAUUUGGAGACACUUAAUAUGGCAUCUAACAAAAUUAGUGGACCAUUGCCAAGAGAAAUUGGAAACAUGACAGCCCUUCGUCAGUUAUGGCUUUUUGGCAAUAGUUUAAAUGGUAAUAUUCCAAAAGAAAUUGGUCUUCUCAAUAAGCUGAAUGAAUUGAAUAUCGCUGACAAUGCGAUCAGUGGACCAUUGCCACCAGAAAUUGGGAACAUGACAGCCAUCCGUAUGUUGUGGAUUUUCAACAAUAAUAAUUUAAGUGGUCCAAUACCUUCCACCAUCGGUAAUCUAUCAGAGCUGGUUUUUAUGAUAUUCCCCAACAACAAAUUAAAUGGAGAAAUUCCAUCAUCUAUUUGCAAGUUGAGAUCCCUUCAAUUUCUGCAUUUAUCAAACAACAAUUUGGAAGGAGCAAUUCCCGAGUGUUUGGGGAACUUCAGCAAAUCAUUGGCGGUUCUUCAUUUGAGUGACAAUUUUAUCACAGGCCUCAUUCCAUCAACAUUUACAAAGGGAUGUAAUCUUCAGUCACUUAAUCUGAAUGGCAAUAAAUUGGAAGGUGCACUGCCUCACUCCCUAAUCAACUGCCAAGGUAUUCGAAGCAUCGACAUUAGUGACAAUGAAAUACGAGACUCGUUUCCCUUCUGGAUGGAAACACUCCCUACACUCCGUGUCCUCGUCUUGAGGUCUAACAAGUUUGAUGGUAAGAUGUCGGUGGCUUCAAAGGCCGAGCAUCCGUUUCCCAAGUUGCAAGUCUUGGAUAUAUCGGGAAAUGCAUUUUCUGGCUCGUUACCUGAUAGAUAUUUCAAGAAUUUCCAGGGCAUGAUAAAUGCCAAGGAAAACACGACAAAUGAUCAGGACGCGUUUCUAAGAUUUCUAACGUUGCAGUUCACUUUGAAAGGCUUGGAUCAGACAUUGCUGAGAUUGUUGGAUACCUUUACAACGAUUGACUUAUCCUCCAAUAGAUUCUCUGGGAGUAUUCCAGAUUCCAUAGGAAAUCUUAAUUCUCUGAGAUACUUGAAUUUGUCUCACAAUAAUCUCAUGGGAAAGAUACCUGCAUCUCUUGGAGAUAUAAGUGUGCUUGAAUCGUUGGACUUGUCAUCAAAUAGAUUGGGUGGAGAAAUCCCGAGUGAGCUGGCCACAUUGACAUUUCUUUCGAAAUUUAACGUUUCAAUGAAUAAUCUCGUGGGGCGAAUACCGCAGUCUACUCAACUUUCCACGUUUCAGAAUGAUUCGUAUAUGGGGAACUCGGGAUUGUGUGGAGCUCCGUUGACGAAACAGUGUGAAAGAAUUGAUGGGAAUUACACAACGGUACCGAAUGAUGAUGAUGAUGAAGAUGAUGAAGAGUCGAGUUUUGUUAAUGGAUUUAGGUGGGAAGCAGUUGUGUUGGGGUAUGGAUGUGGAUUCUUGAUUGGAAUUGGUAUUGGUUGUUUGAUUAUUCGAUAUGAAAGGCCAAAAUGGUUUGUGAAAUUCUUUUUUUGAGCUUGAUUUGGAACUGUCGUGUGUUGAGGAACACUUAAUGUAUGAUGUUUAAUUUGCAAGCGGUGCGAACUCAUGUAUGUAAAUAGUGAGGUCUAGGUUCAAACCCCAUUGCUCUCCUUUCCCAAGUAAAAAAAAAUAAUUUGUAAUGUAAUAUAUUUGUAUGUUGGGGCUCAUUGCACAUGCUAGUUUUAUUUGUUACUAUUGGGUGAGUAAGAAAUAUGUAAUGAAAUUUCAAAUACUACAAGAAUUUCGCUUAUAGACAA